Messenger RNA from Dichomitus squalens LYAD-421 SS1, 4416 nucleotides. RefSeq lists its product as uncharacterized. The transcript has 16 exons. Lineage: Eukaryota; Fungi; Basidiomycota; Agaricomycetes; Polyporales; Polyporaceae. The record is from RefSeq and is a predicted model, not a curated record. Bases 88 to 4179 code for a protein of 1363 amino acids.
CCUCCUUCACGACUUUGACGACUAUACUCGAGAGCUCUUGAAUCUUUUGCUUGCUGGAAAUAGGGCUUUCACCAUUUGAAACAUCCCAUGUCAAGGCGCAGCUAUGCUAGCACCAUGCACGAGCGAAGGACAUCCCGCUUCCGGGUAUCGGAGGAGGAGCUCAUAAAUUUUGUGCUCAGAGUAGCUCUACUGAGCUACCAGAUGCAGCCCAAGGCGGCCGAGGCCGCUCACCCAGAGCCGGAACGCGAGAAAGACUAUUCAGCGCGGAUACAUGGCGCCAUAUCCAGCUACUCGAGUUCGAUCUUGUCCAUUGGCGAGCUCUUCCGGGACAGCCAGAAGGGCGUGCGGUUCCCUAAGGAUCUGAUCAAGGUGCUGGAACAGAAGUUGCAGGAUAUUGCUAUGGGCAAGGACGCUGCCUACUCUGACCAACUCACGCGCCGAACCAUGGCAGUCUUCUACGGACAGGUCAAGGACGAAACGUUCAGGAAACAGAUGAAGGAGAAUCGCAAGAUCGAGGAACUCAUCCUGAUGUUCGCCACCAACGCGACCAACGUUCUCAGGAAGGAACCCACACUCGCUGGUGACGGCUGGAAAGUAGAGCUGAACAACCACAUCGCGCAGUUCGUGCGGCUGCUCCGCGAGUGCCUGCGUCACGUCAGCCAUGUCUCGCCCGAGCUCACCGCCAGGCUGGACAUGUACGCCACCAAACUCGCGCCUACCCAGCAGGCGCCGUCGGACUCCGGGUACGACUCUGCGUCGACGUCGAAUCGGGACUCGGUCAGCUCUACACGACGAUUUAGCACACAAGUCAACGAUAUGCCUCUUGUGCUGACCGCUGCGCGGUUAUUCAAGCUUCCGAUUAACGUCGUGCAGCAGGAGAUUGACGACAUGGCCAAGUAUUGCACAGAGAAGGCUGCGCUCAACGACUUGAAGACAUGCCUGAAGAACAUCAAUGCUGGUGCUCCCUUUCCUUUCCGCCGAGAAGACUUCGAGAGCGAGGCGGCAUGGCAAUACUGGCGAACGCUCGAGACGUCUCAUCUUUCCCAGCUCAUGGUCGUCAUGGUCCAGUUCAACCCCGAGCUCGCCAAGUCAACACCGUCUGAGGUGCUCCCCGCGACGCAAGGGAACGGUGCGCGCCCGGGGUCGAUCUACUCGCAGUACUCGUCAAGCAGACCAGACUCGUUCUACGCGAGCAGCUCCGCGGCGCAACGAACGUCUUCCAUCAGCUCGCGCCACUCUGUGCACUCGUCUCUCGGCAACUUCGGACCGAGCGACCCCGACGGCGUGCCCAGCGCGAUUGACGGCGACGACGAGAUCCAGGUCGGAUUCCACUUCACGUUCAUUCCGCCGAACCCACGAAAAUACUACAAGCGGCUGCUGGAGUACUGCAUCCAAGCUGAUCUCGAGGCUAUGUUGAGCCCGGCUGUGGGGGACGACGACGAAGUCUCGCUUGGUAUCCUCUCGGCACAACACAUCGAGCUGAUCAACGAGGUGGCGCUCCGGUGGCGCAUCGGGCAACCAUACCGUGUUGCAUGCUUCCUGGACAUCGUCCGCGCAUUCUACGACCGUAACGAGGUGCCGCUAGAAUGCGUGCCCGAGGCGCUGCAGAACAUUGCGCGAGUGACGAACGAGAUCGAGCUUGACAAGUGGCCGAAGCAGGAUAUCGACUACCUCGCGACCAUCUAUGGCAACCUUUUCAGCACCUUCCUCUCCCAUCUGUAUCACGCGCUUGACGACCUGCCUCAGAUCAAGGCUUCUGAUCUUGCACCUUACCUAUCUGUGCUAGAAACUGUAAGGGAAAGCGGUCUGCUCGAGCGCUAUGACGUGGACGUCGCCCAGCGCAUUCAAGACAUUCAGGGGCAGGUCCGGGACGUUUCCGCACGGUACUACGGCCUAAAGCUCCAGGAGCUGCAGUCGGCGCCUGGCGUGAACAGGGCGUUACCAUUACUGCUGAUGACUGACGACAUCGAGAAGAACGCGAAGUUGCUGGACAAGCGGUUCCCAGAACCUCUCCUUGGCCACUUGGACAUCGUCUCGUUGAUGCUCGAGGUGCAGAUACCACAUUUCCUCAUGGACCUUGAUGACUCGAAGAAGCGGCUGUUCGAGGAUUCGAUGAACGGACCAAUACCGGACGUACCCAUCCAGGACAUUUUUGCCCUGUAUCGUCGGACGAAGACCCUGCUUGGGAUGUACAAGGCGUUCUGUCCCAAUGGCGAGAUCUCGUUUGACCUUGGAGGCUUCUUCGAGCCGUACGUGCGGCAAUGGCUUGUCAACACAGACAACAAGACAACUCAGUGGGUCCAAGCGGCUAUCGCCGCCGACAAGUUCCAAGCCGAGGGCGAGGAAGGCCACAGUUCAUCAAUCGUCGACCUGUUUGAUUCGCUGCGGAGCCCAAUACAAUUUUUGCAAGACCUUGAAUGGAUCGACGAGUAUCAGGAAGCUCGGUUCUUCACGAGUCUCUCCAAGACCAUCAGCAAAGCCAUCAAUCAGUACUGUACUACCGUCGAAGAGAUGUUUAUGGCGGAGAUGUUCCCCAGACCGUCUGAGUAUCUGCAGCCCCAGAAGUCGUCAGCGUGGCUGGAGAAGGCCAAGCAAUUGACGGAACGCGGGGAGAAGAAGGUCGAAGCGUUUACCUUCCAGCCGGAGUCAUGCGUGAAGCUCAACAACAUCGAGGCUGCGCGACGUCUUCUGGACAGCAUGUACGCGCAGAUUGAGGCAGACAAGAAGAUGGACGUCCUCGAGCACGCAGCGCCCCCGGUCCCGGAGAAGGUCGAGCGUGGGGACCGUUUUCUCUUCACGGUCAAGGUCGCGAUUGCAGAGGGGCUUGUGCCAUUGGACACCAACCCUGCUGCCAAGCUCGACACCUUCGUCACGCUCAGCGACGAGCAGGGCAACCGUUUGGCCAAGACAAGGACUAUAUAUGAGACCCUCAGCCCCCGAUGGGACGAGUCCUUCGAUCUCUCCGUAGAGAAGCCGCUGUGGAUUAUGAUCAGUGUCCGCGACCGUGCAUUGGUCGGCAAGCACGACACCAUCGGUCGCGCAUACCUCUGCCUCGACCCCAAGCGGUUCGGCGACUUCAUGACGCAUGACCUGUGGUUCGACCUGGACACUCAGGGACGCAUCCUGCUCCGCGUUAGUAUGGAAGGCGAGAAGGACGACUUGCAGUUCUAUUUUGGUCGUGCAUUCCGGUCUCUCAAGCGGGCAGAGAACGACAUGGUCCGCAUCUUCAUUGACAAGGCGAGUAAAAAUAGUAUGAUGUCGCCCUUCAUUCGUCAAAGUCUAUCUCGACCUGUCCUCAAGUCGCUCAUGAAGCAGAACACCGUCGGUAGCAUUGAUUACAACAAGGCCUUAGGCAACGUCACUGCGCUCUUUGGCUCCGCCCUGGGGAGCAAGGAUGAGGUACAGAUACCCCUCCCGCAGUCAGAGAAACCUCGUUUCAAGUCCGAAGGCCUUACGGAUGUGGAAAUCGAGCAAGCGAUUGUCCCAUUGUUCGACUUCUUUGACGCCAACCUCUCGACACUGAACACCUACCUGAGCGAGUCAACGAAAGACAUGGUCAUGUCGCGCGUCUGGAAGGAGAUUCUGAACGUGAUUGAGGGCUUGCUUAUCCCUCCUCUGUCCGAUGUCCAGAGUGAGAUGAAGCCGCUGACCGACAAGGAGGUCGACAUCGUCUUCAAGUGGCUGAAGUUCCUGAGAGAUUACUUCUACGCCGGCGGAGAAGGACCAAUCUCGCUCGAGGCACUGCAGAACCAGAAGUACCGUGAUAUCCUGUCGAUCCGCCUCUACUAUGACUGGCAUACCGACGCCCUCAUGGAGGAAUGCGUACGUAUGAUGCAGCACAGUCUCCGAGCUGCCCCCUCCAUCAAGAAGCGUGCAAAGAGCGUGUAUCAACAACGCAACCUGGGUACGAUCAAGAACCGCAAGAAGGAGAAGCAGCAGGAGAAGGAGAAGGACGUCAGCAACGGGGAGACCAUCCUCCGAAUUCUCCGCAUGCGGCCGAACACAUCUGACUUCAUCGCCCAGCAGCUGCAGGCGAUGACCAGCCUGCAGGCCGAGCGCGAGGCGCACUCGAAGGAAAUUGAGAAGCGCAAGCUGUCUCGCCCUCGCCAGCAGGCCCAGAUCCCUCCUGUCCCCGAGGUCCCUGAAGUCCCCCCCGUGCCCCCACUGCCUCCGAAAUAGACGCUUUCCGUUUGCCUUACUUCUCCUUGCUGCUGGUGCUGUCACGCAUGUUCCAUCUUACGAUCUUUCCUCUCGAUACUUUCAGGGACGGAUACCUCGCAUACUAUACCUGUCGCCCGUGCGUAGCUGUACAGCUAGCUCAAUUGGUCUCUUUGAUUCUUUCCUCGUUCCGUGUUUGUUGUGCUGUUCUUGCCUGUGGGCGCCUACUUAUUGCCGCGGUAGCUGCUUCCUUCUAAC